UACAGGCCGCUUUUUAUUGAUCCUGAGAGAAAGACUGUUUUCACAGCAGCAGAGGGUGUAAGCACAAAAGUUCAUAGUCUACUGCGAUGUACCGCCCGUGAACAUUAUCACAUGGCCGGAUCUACCAGAUACCAGGCUGACCAGAGACGAUGGAAAAAAGAAAAUCAAAUUGAAUCAAUUGAAAGUGAGAUGCCAUCCAAGACAACUUUCUAUCAGUCAUAUACUGUCUAUGUUCAGUAUAUCCUCAAGAGCGGCCGAGAAAAUAGUUAAAAAAAGAAGAAAGCUGCCCCCAAGGCUGCAACCAA
Molecule: messenger RNA, 305 nt
Organism: Rhizopus microsporus ATCC 52813
Lineage: Eukaryota; Fungi; Mucoromycota; Mucoromycetes; Mucorales; Rhizopodaceae
Exons: 3
Source: RefSeq, a predicted model, not a curated record